UAUUUUAGUUGGAGACAAACGAGAAUUCCUUUAUUUGUUCAUUUUCCAGUUCACAGUCAUAAUUCAUAUCAUCACAACGGUAUCUUCAACAGUUAGAAAUAAUUUUUAAAAAAUUUUUCAUCAUAGUAUCGAAUGAUAAUUUUUUAAAUUAUCACCUCCACUGAUUAGAAAUCUAUUUUCAAUUUAUCUUUAGUUAGAGAGAUAAAUUUUUAUCGCAACAUGAAUACCAAUGCCGAUGUAAAUGAUAUUCACUUAGCAUUUAGUAUGAUAAACGAAUUUGAAACUGUAUGGUUAACGAUAAGUAAAGAGGAGCCUAAUCAAGUCAAUUAUCGUAUAAUAAAAUCAUACUUGGAAUACAUAAAGAAGCAAUUAGAUUUUAUCAUGAAACCUCAUGCUUUUGAUCCUGUCGAGUAUCCAGAUCUAAUAGAAAAAAGAAAUCACUUUAUGAGAAAAUGUAUUCCACUUAUGGCUAAAGCGGAAGUAUAUUUGGUGAGAUACAAGGAGUUUGACUUCAACCUUGAAUUAUGGACAUGUGAAUAACUACUAACAUUCCGCGAAUAAUUUCAUAAAACUUUAUUGUUUUUAUAUGUAUAUUUCUAUACAUAUAUAUAUAAAAUUUUCAACAAUUUUUAUUUGGGGUUAUUUAAAUUGGCGGUUAGUAAAGUUGGGAAAUAUGCACGAAUUAUAAUUACAAGGUUUAUUAAUUCCUUAAGGUAUUAUAAAUAUCUAUGUUAAUUUUUUUUUAUGUAUAUCAGUUUGUUUAGACUAAAGUCUUUAUAUAUUCUUUCUGUAAUAAACAUGUAAACAUCAAUGAAAAGAAAAUUAUAUUUUAGUUAGAUUUUCUGUAGAUUAUGGAAUAUUUUUGGAUUUAAUAGGAUUCGCUAAAAUAAAAAUAUUUUGGAUUCUAAAGGCUAAAACAAAUACAAAAAUUAAUAUUUAAAAAUGUGUACUGAGAUUUGUUUAUUAAGUUAUCAAGUAUAUAUAUCAUAUUUAUCAAGUAAGUAAUUUUAUUUUGUAUUAUAAAAUGGAACAAUUUAUCGAAUGCUGAUGAUGGAUUGAGAAGGACAAUAAAGACGAUUUUCUUUCUUCUUUGCUUAAAAAUAUAAAAUUAUAAAAAAUUAUAUCUUAUUUUAAAAAAUUGUUAAAUAUAUACUUAAUUUAAUUUAAUUUACUACUUAUUAAAUUGUUUUGCAUGCUUAAUGCUUAAUAAAAAUAUAUAAUAUAAAUUAUAAAUACAAAUAUAUACAUAAAAAAUAUAAAUUAAAAACGAAUUUCAAAUCAUGUACAAGAAAA
Messenger RNA from Apis cerana (Asiatic honeybee), 1293 nucleotides. RefSeq lists its product as uncharacterized. Lineage: Eukaryota; Metazoa; Arthropoda; Insecta; Hymenoptera; Apidae. The record is from RefSeq and is a predicted model, not a curated record.